GCUACAAAAACCACUGCAAUUUCUCUCUCCUCAGCUAACAAAAACAAGUAUAUACAGAAAAAAGGGUAAACAAAAAAAAUAAAAAAAUCCGUAGUCAAAAUAAAAACAGCAGCGGAGACUCGCCAAAGAGCCCUUCCAAACUCGACUCCUCGAGCUCCUCCGAUUCCUUGCUCGCGAUCGAAGCUCACCUCAUCGUGGCCUGCUCUAUAUGCUGCAUCGAAAGCGAGGUGAAAGAGAAGACGUCGAGAUCGAGGAAGGGGACAGCGGAUCUGUGAACAACAAGAAGCAAAGGGUCGAUUCAGAGGCUUCGUCGUCGUCGAGAGCGAUGGAUUCUAAUGGCGCGAACGGGAACGAGAAGACGGCGGCCAUGGGGAAUGAGAUCGAUGAGGAUCUGCACAGUCGACAGCUGGCGGUUUACGGGAGGGAGACUAUGAGGAGGCUCUUCGGUUCGAAUGUUCUUGUUUCGGGUCUCAAUGGCCUCGGUGCUGAGAUCGCAAAGAACCUUGCUCUUGCUGGAGUAAAAUCUGUUGCCCUUCAUGAUGAAGAAUCUGUAGGAUAUUGGGACUUGUCCAGUAACUUCUUUUUCUCUGAGGAUGAUCUUGGUAAGAAUCGUGCUCAAGCCUGUGUCCAGAAGCUGCAAGAGCUCAACAACGCUGUCUUGAUAUCUGCUCUCACUGAAAAAUUGUCAACGAAAUUACUUUCUAAUUUCCAGGCUGUCAUUUUUACCGAUAUAAGUUUGGAAAAAGCAAUUGAAUAUGAUGAUUAUUGUCACAACCACAACCCUCCAAUUCCUUUUAUAAAAACUGAAGUUCGAGGCCUUUUUGGCAACGUGUUUUGCGACUUUGGUCCAGAAUUCACAGUUUUGGAUGUUGAUGGAGAGGAACCACAUACAGGCAUAAUUGAAUCUAUCAGCAAUGGUAGUCCUGCACUUGUAACUUGUGUUGAUGAUGAGCGGAUUGAGUUUCAAGACGGAGAUCUUGUUGUGUUUUCUGAGAUUAAAGGAAUGACUGAGCUAAAUGAUGGUAAACCAAGAAAAGUUAUAAAUAAAAGGCCAUACUCAUUUUGUAUAGAGGAAGACACAACAAACUUUGGUGCAUAUGAAAGAGGUGGUUUAGUCACACAGGUAAAACAGCCUAAAAUCCUGAAAUUCAAACCUCUAAGAGAGUCCCUGGGAGAUCCUGGAAAUUUCAUGCUGAGUGAUUUUUCAAAGUUUGACCGCCCGCCUCUGUUACACCUGGCUUUUCAAGCGUUGGAUAAGUUUAGGCUCGAGUUGGGGCGUUUUCCUGUUGCUGGAUCUGAGGAUGAUGUCCAGAGGUUGAUAGGCUUUGCUACUAAUAUCAAUGAAAGUUCAAGGGAUGGUAAAGUGGAUGAGGUGGAUGAUAAACUUCUGAGGUAUUUCACUAGUGGUUCAAGGGCAGUAUUAAAUCCUAUGGCUGCAAUGUUUGGCGGUAUUGUUGGCCAGGAGGCUGUUAAAGCUUGCUCAGGGAAGUUCCAUCCUAUUUUCCAGUUCUUUUACUUUGAUUCUGUUGAGUCUCUUCCUGUUGAACCGCUGAAGCCUGAAGAUUUGAAACCUUUGAACUCUCGCUAUGAUGCCCAAAUUUCUGUUUUUGGAUCCAAGCUUCAAAGGAAACUUGAACAGGCCAAUGUUUUUAUGGUAGGCGCCGGUGCCCUUGGUUGUGAGUUCUUGAAGAAUUUUGCUCUCAUGGGAGUUGGUUGCAGUCGCAAAGGGAAGUUAACCAUAACAGACGAUGAUGUGAUUGAGAAGAGUAAUCUCAGUCGCCAGUUUUUGUUUCGUGAUUGGAAUAUUGGCCAAUCAAAAUCUAUGGUUGCUGCUACUUCUGCCAGUACAAUCAACCCUGCUCUCCAUGUUGAACCUCUUCAAAACCGAGCAAGCCCAGAGACUGAAGAUGUAUUCAAUGAUGCGUUUUGGGAGAGGUUGGAUUGUGUUGUCAAUGCUUUGGACAAUGUGAAUGCCAGACUGUAUAUGGACAUGAGAUGCGUCUAUUUUCAGAAGCCGCUCUUGGAAUCUGGAACCCUGGGUACCAAGUGUAACACCCAAAUGGUUAUACCUCACCUGACUGAGAAUUAUGGUGCUUCUCGAGAUCCCCCUGAGAAGCAGGCGCCUAUGUGCACAGUUCACUCUUUUCCGCACAAUAUUGAUCACUGCCUAACAUGGGCCCGUUCAGAAUUUGAUGGCUUACUCCAGAAAACUCCGAGUGAAGUGAAUAAUUUUUUAUCCAACCCAAAAGAAUAUGCUUCUUCCAUGAAAAAUGCUGGUGAUGCUCAGGCUAGGGACCAACUUGAACGUGUCCUCGAGUGCCUUGACAAGGAGAGAUGUGAAACAUUUGAUGAUUGUGUCACAUGGGCACGGUUGAAGUUUGAAGAUUACUUCUCCAACCGUGUGAAGCAGUUGAUUUAUACUUUUCCUGAGGACGCAACUACGAGUACAGGUGCACCAUUCUGGUCUGCUCCGAAGCGGUUUCCCAACCCACUGCAGUUCUCUUCUAGCGAUCCAACGCACCUUCAGUUUGUCAUGGCUGCUUCUAUAUUGAGAGCUGAGACAUUCAGGAUUACUGUUCCUGACUGGGCCAAGAUCCCAAAUAAGCUGGCUGAUGUUGUCGAUAAGGUCAUAGUUCCUGAUUUUCAGCCCAAGAAGGAUGCUAAGAUUGUUACGGAUGAGAAAGCAACCAGCAUAUCCUCUUCUUCUAUUGAUGAUGCUGCUGUCAUUGACCAACUUGUCAUUCAGCUAGAAGACUGUGCAAAAAAGCUACCCCCAGGAUACUUGAUGAACCCAAUACAAUUUGAGAAGGAUGAUGAUACAAACUACCAUAUGGAUUUCAUAGCCGGGCUUGCAAACAUGCGUGCAAGAAACUAUAGCAUUCCAGAAGUCGAUAAACUCAAAGCCAAAUUUAUUGCUGGAAGAAUUAUCCCAGCCAUUGCCACAACCACGGCUAUGGCAACUGGCAUUGUCUGCCUGGAGCUCUACAAGGUUCUUGCCACCAAUCACAAAGUCGAAGACUAUCGCAACACAUUCGCAAACCUCGCACUCCCGAUGUUUUCCAUUGCUGAGCCAAUGCCACCGAAGGUGAUGAAACACAGGGACAUGAAAUGGACCGUGUGGGACAGAUGGACCAUCGAAGGGGACGUCACCCUGAGGGAGCUCCUUGAGUGGCUCAAGGAAAAAGGUCUCAAUGCUUACAGCAUUUCUUGCGGCAAUUCCCUGCUUUACAACAGCAUGUUCCCCAAGCACAAGGAGAGGAUGGACAAGAAGGUUGUAGAACUGGCGAAGAGUGUGGCUAAGUUGGUUAUACCUCCUUACAGGCGCCAUGUGGAUGUUGUCGUCGCUUGUGAGGAUGACGAGGAUAAUGACAUUGACAUUCCACUGGUCUCCGUAUACUUCAAGUAGAUGACUCGAAGAUUUUACUUAAGAUACCGAAAAAAGUACUGAAAUCAGAACUAUGUAACAAAUGUGAUUCAUUUAGAAUACCAGUUCCUGUAUAACGUUGAAUUUUCUGGGCAAGAUAUGCCAUUAUCUUGUACAUUGAUCCGUUAUAUCCUUGUUUCCAAUACCUUAAUAGAGACGGCCAGAUGCCUCAGUUUCAUUGUUA
Messenger RNA from Asparagus officinalis (garden asparagus), 3608 nucleotides. Its product is annotated as ubiquitin-activating enzyme E1 2-like. The transcript has 7 exons. Gene Ontology annotation, biological process: protein sumoylation. Bases 209 to 3406 code for a protein of 1065 amino acids. Gene Ontology annotation, cellular component: cytoplasm; SUMO activating enzyme complex. NCBI's taxonomy places the organism in Eukaryota, Viridiplantae, Streptophyta, Magnoliopsida, Asparagales, Asparagaceae. The record is from RefSeq and is a predicted model, not a curated record. Gene Ontology annotation, molecular function: SUMO activating enzyme activity.